Messenger RNA from Tribolium castaneum (red flour beetle), 1527 nucleotides. RefSeq names its product sensory neuron membrane protein 1-like. The record is from RefSeq and is a predicted model, not a curated record. The coding region runs from base 38 to 1498 and encodes 486 amino acids. Gene Ontology annotation, cellular component: membrane; cytoplasm. The transcript is spliced from 8 exons. Gene Ontology annotation, molecular function: scavenger receptor activity. Lineage: Eukaryota; Metazoa; Arthropoda; Insecta; Coleoptera; Tenebrionidae.
UUUCUGUCAAUUCUGCAAGAAUUAUUGUUAGUGCAAUAUGCUUUCUUACAAGAAGAUAACUAUUAUAUCAGCAUGUUGCUUUGUUGUGACGAUCAUUUUUGGGUUCGUUGCUUACGAACCAAUUUUCGAAUAUGCAAUUAGAGACCAAAUUUCUCUGCAUCGGAGGAACUUUGUGAGACAGUUUUACCUAAAAUACCCAAUACCUUUGGACUUCCGUGUCAAUUUUUUCAACGUUUCAAACCCUGACGAAGUAGAAAACGGUGGAGUCCCUGUUUUGAGUGAAGUCGGACCUUACUGCUAUGAUCUUUACAAGGAGAGAAUAGACGUGGAGGACAACGAGGCCGAGGACAGCCUCACCUACACCCCUUACGACAUUUACUUAUUUAAUCAGGAGAGAUCGGGAAACUUAAGUCAGGACGAUUACGUUACAAUUAUUCACCCCCUUGUCGUGAGCCUUGUCAAUUACGUAUCAGUGAAGACGCCUCACUAUUUACAGUUUCUAAACGACGCACUUGGAUUUCUGUUCCCUGAAAAAUCCAUCUUUCUUACCGCCAAAGUCAGAGAUAUUCUAUUUGACGGAAUGUUAAUAAACUGCACGUCUCGGGAUUUCACAGCGAUGGCAGUUUGUACACAAAUACGAACAAAAAUUCCCGGAAUACAGUUUGAAAGUAAAGAUUAUUUGAAAUAUGCGCUCCUUGGACAACAAAAUGGGACCUUACCUACACGUAUAACGGUUUUGAGAGGCAUAAAAGAGUCAGAGAAUUUGGGCAAAUUGGUGGCUGUUGAUAACGUGACAAAAAGUGAUUUCUGGUCCAAUGAGGAAUGUAAUGAGUAUAAGGGCACCGAUGGUUGGAUCUUCCCCCCGUUUUCUGGGAGGUUGAAGACGAUCUGGAUGCACGCAACAACACUGUGCCAAAAUAUCCAUGCCGAUUUCGUUGGUCCUGCUACAAGUAACGGUUUUGCAGUAAAUAAAUACUACUCUGACUUUCAAAAUAUUUGUACGAAUUGCUCGCUUCAAGAGCCUUGCCUUCCGGAAGGAUUAAUCGACGUCACGAAAUGUCUAACAGCUCCUAUUUACAUCAGUUUACCCCACUUUUUGCGAAGCGAUGAAAGUCUGAUUCGCGGGGUCAAAGGCUUGAAUCCUGAUACUGAAAGUCACAUCACGAGAAUUCUCCUCGAGGGGACACUGUCGCUUCCGAUGGAGGCCCAGAUUCGUCUCCAGUUCAAUUUUCCUGUCCAACCAGUCAAGAAAAUAACUAUUAUGCAAAACGUGUCUGAAGUAAUUCAUCCGGUUUUAUGGGUUGAAAUGGGAGUGGUUCUGAACGGAUGGUUUCUCCGAAUGAUUAAAACUUUCUUUUACUUCCUCACAGCUUUAGAAGUUAUGAAAUACAUCUCGCUGGUCGCAAGUCUCCUUGGAACGGCAUACGGAGGCUACCACUUGUACAAAAACAAGAAACUUUACUCGUUCAAGGAAAAUAUUGUACUUAGCUCAAAAUAAUUUAUUUCAUUAAAUCAAAUGAUGGUACA